GAGAGGAGGAGAAGAGAAGAAAGGAUCAGAUUUGACUCAUCAAAGAGAAAGACCAGAUUCGGAGAAACCAGAGACGUCCAAACCGGCAAAACAACACGACUGUUCCCGCUGUGGAAAGAGUUUUACAGAGUUAGGCAACAUGAAAAGGCAUGAAAGGACACACACAGGUGAGAAGCCUCAUCAAUGCUCUCACUGUGGAAAGACUUUUACUGAGUUAUGGAGCCUGAAAACACAUGAGAGAAUACACACAGGGGAGAAGUUAUACUACUGCUCCCAGUGUGGAAAGAGUUUUACCCGGUCAGGGCACAUGAAAGAACAUAAGAGAACACACACAGGGGAGAAGCCUUACCUCUGUUCCCAGUGUGGGAAGCGUUUUACCCACUUAUGUAAUCUGAAAACACAUGAGAGAUUACACACAGGGGAAAAGCCUUACCACUGCUCCCAGUGUGGAAAGAAUUUUACCCGGUCAGGGCACAUGAAAGAACAUAAGAGAAUGCACACAUUGGAGAAGCCUUACCUCUGUUCCCAGUGUGGAAAGAGUUUUACCCACUUAUGUAACCUGAAAACACAUGAGAGGUUACACACCGGGGAGAAGGAUUAUGAAUGCUCUCCGUGUGGGUUGAGGUUUACCACUUUAGGGUACCUGAAAUCACAUGAGCGAACACACACAAGAGAGAAGCCUUUCCACUGCUCACAGUGCAGAGAAAUUUUCACCCAGUUAGGGAGCCUGAAAAGGCAUGAAAGGACACACACAGUUGAGAAGCCUCAUCAUUGCACUCACUGUGGGAAGACUUUUACCCAGUUAGGGAGCCUGAAAAGACAUGAGAGAAUACACACAGGAGAAAAGCCUCAUCAUUGCACUGACUGUGGGAAGACGUUUACCCAGUUAGGGGGCCUGAAAAUGCAUGAGAGAAUACACACAGGGGAGAAGCCUUACUGCUGCCCCCAGUGUGGAAAGAGUUUUACCCGGUCAGAGCACAUGAAAGAACAUAAGAGAACACACACAGGGGAGAAGCCUUAUUGCUGCUUCCAGUGUGGAAAGAGUUUUACCUACUUAUGUAACCUGAAAACACACGAGAGAAUACACACAGGGGAGAAGCCUUACCACUGCUCCCAGUGUGGAAAGGGUUUUAACCAGUUAGGGGUCCUGAAACGGCAUGAGAGAAAACACACAGGAGAUAAGGAUGUAGGAUGUUGAACUGUAGAACAUUGGAUGGAUAUAGGACAGAUAUAGCCUCUGAACAGUAGGAUAUAGGACAGAUAUAGCCUCUGAACAGUAGGAUAUAGGACAGAUAUAGCCUCUGAACAGUAGGAUGAAGGACAGGUGAUGGCUGAACAGUAGGAUAUAGGACAGAUAUAGCCUCUGAACAGUAGGAUAUAGGACAGAUGCUGGAUGAACAGUAGGAUAUAGGACAGAUAUAGCCUCUGAACAGUAGGAUAUAGGACAGAUAUAGCCUCUGAACAGUAGGAUAUAGGACAGAUAUAGCCUCUGAACAGUAGGAUAUAGGACAGAUAUAGCCUCUGAACAGUAGGAUAUAGGACAGAUAUAGCCUCUGAACAGUAGGAUAUAGGACAGAUAUAGCCUCUGAACAGUAGGAUAUAGGACAGAUAUAGCCUCUGAACAGUAGGAUAUAGGACAGAUAUAGCCUCUGAACAGUAGGAUAUAGGACAGAUAUAGCCUCUGAACAGUAGGAUAUAGGACAGAUAUAGCCUCUGAACAGUAGGAUAUAGGACAGAUAUAGCCUCUGAACAGUAGGAUAUAGGACAGAUAUAGCCUCUGAACAGUAGGAUAUAGGACAGAUAUAGCCUCUGAACAGUAGGAUAUAGGACAGAUAUAGCCUCUGAACAGUAGGAUAUAGGACAGGUGCUGGCUGAACAGUAGGAUAUAGGACAGAUAUAGCCUCUGAACAGUAGGAUAUAGGACAGAUGCUGGAUGAACAGUAGGAUAUAGGACAGAUAUAGCCUCUGAACAGUAGGAUAUAGGACAGAUAUAGCCUCUGAACAGUAGGAUAUAGGACAGAUAUAGCCUCUGAACAGUAGGAUAUAGGACAGAUAUAGCCUCUGAACAGUAGGAUAUAGGACAGAUAUAGCCUCUGAACAGUAGGAUAUAGGACAGAUAUAGCCUCUGAACAGUAGGAUAUAGGACAGAUAUAGCCUCUGAACAGUAGGAUAUAGGACAGAUAUAGCCUCUGAACAGUAGGAUAUAGGACAGAUAUAGCCUCUGAACAGUGUAUUUUCCAUACUGCAUGUAUUAUAGUGGAUUUGUUUGCUGACUUCACAAAAUAAAUUUCCAUGUAAAUGGGCUAAGUCUAAAUGUCGAUGUAAAUGGGCUAGGUCUAAUUGUCGAUGUAAAUGGGCUAGGUCUAAAUGUCGAUGUAAAUGGGCUAGGUCUAAUUGUCGAUGUAAAUGAACUAAGUCUAAAUGGGCUAAGUCUUAAUGUCGGUGUAAAUGGGCUAAGUCUAAAUGUCGAUGUAAAUUGGCUAAGUCUACUGUAUUUUGUAUAUCGUACUUUGCUCUCAUUUUGAGAGAAAUCAAAUCCAGUUCGAUUCCCAACUCAGUAACUCAGAUCAGCUUUAAUAUUGAACAUAGAUUGUAACUCAGGCCUUGGGGAAGUUCUGCUUUAAUAUUGAACAUAGAUUGUAACUCAGGCCUUGGGGAAGUUCAGCUUUAAUAUUGAACAUAGAUUGUAACUCAGGCCUUGGGGAAGUUCUGCUUUAAUAUUGAACAUAGAUUGUAACUCAGGCCUUGGGGAAGUUCUGCUUUAAUAUUGAACAUAGAUUGUAACUCAGGCCUUGGGGAAGUUCAGCUUUAAUAUUGAACAUAGAUUGUAACUCAGGCCUUGGGGAAGUUCUGCUUUAAUAUUGAACAUAGAUUGUUGAUUCCAUCAAUGUAAUUGUCUGCAUCAUUUCCAAUUUUGUAAAUUAACAAAAAUAUAAACACAAAAUGCAUUAAUUUCUAAGAUUUGACUGAUUUACAGAAAAAAAGUAAAUUGAAAUAAAUUCUUUAGGCCCUAAUCUAUGGUUUUCACAUGACUGGGAAUAGUGCUAUGCAUCUGUUGGUCAACGAUACCUUAAGAAAAAGGUAAGGGUAUGGAUCAGAAAACCAGUCAGUAUUUAAUGUGACCACCAUUUGCCUAGAGUUGAUCAGGCUUUUGAUUGUGG
This is a messenger RNA of Oncorhynchus kisutch (coho salmon), 3161 nucleotides long. RefSeq names its product zinc finger protein 135-like. Gene Ontology annotation, molecular function: RNA polymerase II cis-regulatory region sequence-specific DNA binding; DNA-binding transcription factor activity, RNA polymerase II-specific. Gene Ontology annotation, cellular component: chromatin; PcG protein complex; transcription regulator complex. The coding region runs from base 140 to 1198 and encodes 352 amino acids. The transcript is spliced from 2 exons. Gene Ontology annotation, biological process: regulation of transcription by RNA polymerase II. NCBI's taxonomy places the organism in Eukaryota, Metazoa, Chordata, Actinopteri, Salmoniformes, Salmonidae. The record is from RefSeq and is a predicted model, not a curated record.